UGAAACACGCACACAUGCAGUCUGGCACCGGCAACCUGUAGGAAUGAUCUUCUGAAUGCUAAUGCUUUUUUUCUUUUCUUUUCACUGAAUGGUUAGAAUCUGCAGAGCUUUAAAAGGAUUGUUUAAAGUUGGAUGCAAUUAGGAAAAUAAUCUUUAGAAAGUUUGGGGACCCUUCGAACCGCUCAACAAGAUGGAAAGUGUAUUGAAGAUGUUGCAUGUCGACUUGCUUCUGUUAACUGUCUGUUUCGGUGUGGGGACAGCACGUUCGGACAGCAUUGUGGGUAAGAGACAGUAUCAGAUCCAAAACGGGCAAUGCAGCUACACCUUUCUGCUGCCUGAACAGGAGAACUGCCAGAGCUCAAGUAGUGGCUACAAUUAUCCAGUUCAAAAGGACGGGCCUACAGACAAUGACCAGUCAGUUCAGAGACUACAACAGCUGGAGAUGGUUAUGGAGAACAACACACAGUGGCUACUCAAGCUACAGAACUACAUCCAAGGAAGCAUGAAGAAGGACAUGGUCCAAAUUCAACAAAGUGCGGUACAAAAUCACACGGCUACAAUGAUUGAAAUAGGAACAAACCUGCUUAGUCAAACUGCAGAGCAAACAAGGAAACUCACCAACGUUGAAGCACAGGUAAUCAAUCACACGACGCGACUCGAGCGACAACUCCUUGAGAAUUCCUUGUCAACAAAUAAGUUGGAAAAACAACUCAUUGUCCAAACCAAUGAAAUAAACAAGCUAAGCGACAAAAACAGCUUACUGGAAAACAAGGUAAAAGAUUUGGAGGAGCAGCGGAAGGGAGAGCAGAAGGUGCUUAAAGAAGAAAAGGAACAGCUUCAAACAUUAAUACAAAGGCAGACAGCCAUAAUUGGCGAGCUGGAGCAGCAGUUGCUCAGAGUGUCAUCCAACAACAGUGUCUUGCAGCAUCAGCAACAGGAGCUCCUGGAGACUGUCAACCACCUAAUUUACACCUUCUCUAUCGGCACAGCCCGAGAGACAAAAACCCCUAUGAUGCAGGAUACGCCCACCACAUUCAUGGACUGUGCUGCGGUCUUCAAAUCGGGAAACACCAAGAGUGGGGUCUAUACUCUCACUUUGCCUAAUACUACCCUGGAGGUUAAGGCUUUCUGUGACAUGGAGAUGGAGGGAGGUGGUUGGACGAUACUACAAAAACGCUUUGAUGGCAGUGUUGACUUUCACCGUACGUGGCAAGAGUAUAAAAAAGGUUUCGGAGAUCCUUCGGGUGAAUUCUGGUUAGGAAAUGAAUUUGUCUCCAUGCUGUCAAGCAAGCACUCAUAUAUCCUACGGAUCCAAUUGAGUGACUGGGAAGGGACCUCUGCAUUUUCCCAAUAUGACCAGUUUUCUCUUGAUGGUGAAGGACAGAACUACAGGAUACACCUUAAAGGCUACAGUGGAACAGCAGGCAAAAUAAGCAGCAUCGGGCUGCCAGGAAGUGAUUUCACUACAAAGGAUGCAGACAAUGACAAAUGUGUUUGCAAAUGCUCACAACUGACAACAGGGGGUUGGUGGUUUGAUGCUUGCGGGCCAUCCAAUUUAAACGGCAUGUAUUACCAGCAGGGCCAAAACUCCAAUCGCUUUAAUGGCAUCAAAUGGUACUACUGGAAGGGCUCAGGAUACUCACUGAAGACUACAACAAUGAUGAUCAGACCGACAGACUUCUAGGUUUAACCAUUUUAUGUGUCACUCACACUUUAAGCAAGAUUGGGAAGGAAACUCAGACGGACUUGCGCAAAAGGCAAAACAAAGCUAUGGAGUCCACUGUAGACAAAGCACCAUGGGGCGUUUCUAAAAAGACUAGAAAAAAAAUUAUUUUGUUAUAUAUGUUGUACAAUGACAAUAAAGAUUGUAUCUAUUGGGGAAAGCAUCAUUUGGUGCAUCAGCAAGUUAAAGAUCUAAAACGAAACAUAACAUUAAA
Messenger RNA from Nerophis lumbriciformis (worm pipefish), 1937 nucleotides. It is a transcript of the gene angpt2a, whose product is annotated as angiopoietin 2a. The record is from RefSeq and is a predicted model, not a curated record. Gene Ontology annotation, biological process: blood coagulation. NCBI's taxonomy places the organism in Eukaryota, Metazoa, Chordata, Actinopteri, Syngnathiformes, Syngnathidae.